AUGGUCUACCAGGGAGAGACCAGAGGCACUCAGAGCUCAGAACCAUCGUCCACCUCCUCCACCUGGAGAAGGACCAGCGAGGACCAGGACCAUGUGGGCAGGGUGCAAAUCUGUCAGGAGAAGGACCAGCGAGGACCAGGAUCAUGUGGGCAGGGUGCAAAUCUGUCAUCAGAGAAGGACCAGCGAGGACCAGGACCAUGUGAGCUGAGAGAGAAGGACCGGCUAGGACCAGGACCAUGUGGGCACAUAGAGAAGGACCAGCGAGGACCAGGACCAUGUGGGCAGAUAGAGAAGGACCAGCGAGGACCAGGACCAUGUGAGCAGAGAGAGAAGGACCAGGACUAUGUGGGCAGAGAGAGAAGGACCAACGAGGACCAGGACCAUGUGGGCAGACAGAAAAGAAUCAGCAAGGACCAGGACCAUGUGGGCACAUAG
This is a messenger RNA of Knipowitschia caucasica, 435 nucleotides long. The record is from the annotation of a GenBank genome assembly. NCBI's taxonomy places the organism in Eukaryota, Metazoa, Chordata, Actinopteri, Gobiiformes, Gobiidae.